AUGGGAAGAGGCAAGAAACUUGCUUGCCAUAUAUGGAAACGCAAAUCGUCGUCGAUAUUUGAUAUUUCAAACUCUCUCUCUCUCUCUCUCUCUCUCUCUCUCUUCUUCUUCUUCUUCUUCUCCGUCUUUCCCGUACGAGCAACCACAGGAGCUGCAGCCGCCGCCGCCGCCUCUCCGCCGAACGUCGCACAAUCCGGUAAUGGUGGGCGUGAUCAUGGUGGAGAAAGGAGGAGGAGGAGGAGAGAUGAAGCUCUUUUGAUCCCACCCAUCAACUUCUCCAUGGUCGAAGAAGGCGUUUACAGAUCUGGGUUCCCAGAAUCUUCCAAUUUCGGAUUCAUCGAGACCCUCAAUCUGCGAUCAGUCAUAUGCUUGUGCCCGGAACCAUAUCCUCAGGAAAACUGGGAAUUUCUUCAAUCCAAUAAAAUUCAGCUCUUCCAAUUUGGAAUUGAUGGCACCAAGGAAUCCUCUGUGACUAUUCCGAGGGAUGUUAUCACAAAGGCUUUAAAAAUCCUACUUGAUGUCAGAAACCAUCCAGUUCUAAUCCAUUGUAGGCGCGGAAAGCAUCGGACAGGCUGUCUGGUUGGUUGCCUAAGAAAACUGCAAAACUGGCGGUUAUGUUCAGUGGUGGAGGAGUACCAGCAUUUUGCGGGCUCAAAAUGGAGGGCAACAGAUUUGAAGUUCCUGGAGGCCUACGAUGUCUUGUGCCUGAGGCAAUGUCUUCACAGCAUCAUCUACCAGUACCAUGGAUAUGCUUCGAAGAAGCGGCGCUUGCUCUAUGGCGGGCAGGAAACUGUACAGAAGCCCCGGAUAACUUCGAUUUGAGGGGAUUAGUAGUAGUAGUAGGAUAGAACAACAGAGGAGGAGGAUCUUCCUUCCUUUGCAAAGGGGGGAGGGAGUGGGGUUUUUUUUUUUUUUUUUCUCUGUUUGAAUUGAGAUAGAAUCCCAGUACUGGCCUUUUACAGAGCUUCAAUUGCUUUGGCUAUGGAUGCCCUUUUACACACAGCAUCAUUUUUUGCUGUUCUUAACACAGGCCUUUUGUUCUCAUCUCAAGGUCAUGGAUAAACCUUCUUGUGGGUUCUAACUUCUCUGUAACAAUCCGAUCCUUCGUGGGUUCUCUUCCUGCCUUUGUACAAUAUAUGUCACCAACUUUCUCUGUCAAAUGGCUGUCCCUAUCCUAUCCUGAGUUUUACUAAAUUACAGAGUCUGCAUCCACUACUUUUUAUUAAAUGUAUAUAUAUUAAGCAAUUCAUGCUCGUAUAUAAAACAUCAUGGU
Molecule: messenger RNA, 1273 nt
Organism: Diospyros lotus (date-plum)
Lineage: Eukaryota; Viridiplantae; Streptophyta; Magnoliopsida; Ericales; Ebenaceae
Product: tyrosine-protein phosphatase DSP5-like
Exons: 6
Coding region: 1-822 (273 amino acids)
Biological process (GO): protein dephosphorylation
Cellular component (GO): cytoplasm
Molecular function (GO): phosphatase activity
Source: RefSeq, a predicted model, not a curated record